Mercenaria mercenaria is the source of this 1123-nucleotide messenger RNA. RefSeq lists its product as uncharacterized. NCBI's taxonomy places the organism in Eukaryota, Metazoa, Mollusca, Bivalvia, Venerida, Veneridae. The record is from RefSeq and is a predicted model, not a curated record. Bases 1 to 870 code for a protein of 289 amino acids. The transcript has 5 exons.
AUGCAUAAUGAGUUUUCAAUGACAUUUCCCGGUGUAGCAUUAGAUGAUUUUAAUAGGGUGGAUGACAUAAGCAACCAUGGACCUCCGAAGGCGUAUUGUGAGGAUGGGUUUGAGAAGAAGCAUGGGCAAGUGCGAGAUGAGAUAUUCAACCAGAAUCAAAAAGCGAGGAGCGGGGAUCUAGCUUUGCAAUUUGCAAAAUCAGCGAUGCUUAAUCAUGUUAUGAGUGGCAGAUUCAUUUUGGCUAAUAAUGGAAGAUGGACACAGGCGAGUGAAAGUGUGCAGCAUAUGUUUGGCAGGAAAGGAUCAAAAGUAGCAAAAUUCCUCGGAGAUCAAGCAGACUCGAAACCGAGACAGGCAGGAACGAUUUCCAAGCUCGAAAGAAGGAAAGGAAAACGCCCAGUUGUUAACCCCCUUGACGAGUUAGAUACAUUGCAACUCGGUCUGGAUGGAAACUACAAUGUAGUCAAAGGAACAGCUGUGACAGCCAAAAACGGUGAGCUAAUCAACAAUGGACAAUGGCUUAAAUAUACGACUGAAAAUGAGGAAUGCUAUGGAGAAUUCAUCGAAGGAAUCAUUUUAGAGAAUACAGCUGGUGGAAUAAAUAAGAUCAAAAUAAUAAAAGGAACUGUCAGAGAAGAGAAGGUUUUGGGAUGCAUUACUAUUGAACGGGGGGAGGAAAGUAUAUAUGUAGAUGCUACAUCAGUCGUAUCUAGUGUUCAAGUCUUCCAUGACUGUUUGACUGGAAAUUGCAGAACAAUUGAAGAGGACAAGGUUAAGAAGGUUGAACAAGAGACCAUCGAGACGAAAAUUAAGAGAAUCAAACAUAGCAACUAUAAUUGCUUUAUUAUAAAUAAUUUCAAUUUGUGUUGAAAGUUUCAGUGAAUGUCUUUAAAGGUUGUACAUGAAUUUGAUCAAAUGUGCAUUUGAUAUGGAAAAUAUAAUCAGAGUAUAUUUUUUUUAGCUCACCUGAGCAGUAAGUGCUCAGGGUGAGCUGUUGUGAAUGCUCAGUGUCUGUCGUAUGUGCAUGCGUUUGUCCGUUGUCAACAAUUUCUUUCGACAUCUCCUCCUAAACCAUAGACUGGGUUUUGACCAGACCUCACAGGAUUGAUCCUUAGGUGGUCCU